Cuscuta epithymum is the source of this 4251-nucleotide messenger RNA. The record is from the annotation of a GenBank genome assembly. NCBI's taxonomy places the organism in Eukaryota, Viridiplantae, Streptophyta, Magnoliopsida, Solanales, Convolvulaceae.
GUACAACCCGUAGCUCCGACGAAUAAUUAAAAAAUAUACAGCGCUUUUUGGUCUCAUUUAACGACCACCAUUAUCGUUGGAGUGAGCUCCACGAGAUUCAAAAUAUUCAUAUGGUGUUUUCUGGAAAUCACAACUUCACAAGUAGAAGUUCAAAUCAGCUUCAACCGUGUCGGAUUCAAAGUUAUUUCUGCAUAUUUUAGGGUUCUUCUAACUGAAGAUGGCGACAACUGCUCCAACAAUCUCCCCUUGGAUUUCCGAAGAUGACCUCUUGUUGAAGAACGCUGUGGAGGCAGGUGCUUCUUUGGAGGCACUUGCUAAAGGUGCAGUGCAAUUCUCUCGCAGAUAUACAUUAGAAGAACUGCAGGAACGGUGGCACUCACUUCUGUAUGAUUCUGAUAUUGCGGAACAAGCUUCGGUUCACAUGAUAGAGCUUGAACUUAAGGCUAACAGACCAGAAUACAUAAAAGAAAAUAAUGAGGCUCCUCGAAAGAGGAAACUCAAGAGCAUACACAAACAGUACCAUGAUCUGCGGAAGAAAAUUCGAAAUGACUUUUUCAAUUCCACUGAUCUAUGUUUUCUGGAAGGACCCAGUUUACAAGAUUUUAGUGGUCAUGACAAUGUGUCUCAUGACAGAAAUGUCCUUGGGAACUGUAUUUCAGAUAAUCUAAGGUUCCAGGAAGCGGAAUGGGACAUCCUGCGUAAAGCUUUCCCAGAAGCAGUGGCUGAGAUUGCUUCCACGUCUCGUAUCGCAUAUCAAACUGGAUGCAGUAAUACAGCUGGUGAUAAUCAAGUAACUGAAGCUUCGAGGAAUAUUGUAUAUUCUGAGGGUUUUUCUGCUUCACUAAAAGAGAGGGCUACUUGUAUCCAGCCUAGCAUUGAACUCUGUGAAGUACCUCAUGUACCCAAAGAUGCGCCCCUUAACUAUGGAAAAUGCUCAGUUGGUGAAGGAUGCUGUCUACCAUCAGCUACUUCGGAUGGUGAAUUCAUAGAUCUCCCUGAUUCACUUUUGAAUCUUUCAAAUGAUGAUGAUAUUCUCAUGGAGGAUGAGGAUGUGAGGAACAUAUUAGAUAAAUCAUCCGAUAAAAAUGGUACACUCGUAAACUCUUCUGAUUGCAUUAAGGAAAGCGGGGCAUAUACUCAUGAAUCUGAGACAUUAAUUGAUUCAAAGACAUCGCCCUUGCCUCCAGAUGGUGCAGAGUGCAUUGACUCAGAAGUGGUUGCUCCUUCCACAUGUGACCAGGAAAUUUCUUGUUAUGGAGAGAGUACUGUGUCAACUCACUUAACUUCAAACGCAGAUUCAAAUAAAUCAACUGAUGGUAGCAUUUGCUGCACAUUAAAUACGGAGGACACUGAAAUCCCCUGUAAUGAUGAUAUAUUUUUACUUAUCCACCCAUCAACAUCAUUUGGUUCUGCAGUGACAGAACCGAGGAGUGCACACUAUUUGGACACACCAUCUGUUGCUAAUAAAAAAGAUACUAAACAAUCAAUGAAUUCCGUGACAAGAGGGAAAUGUUAUGUGCCAUCUCUUGCAUGGCCUCACAAGAUUGGACACAACAUAUUAGGAGAGCCGCACAUUCAGCAUAGCGUAAAAUCCAAGUUGAGUGAAACUACCCGCGCCCCUUUGCUUUCUGGGGAGCCAAACAAGGUACCUUCUGACUCAAGGCAAGGCAGGACCUUGCAAGGUAUUCUGGAGGGCCCCCUUGGUAGAGUGCAAGAGCAGUGUGCUGCUAUAACUGGAUUGGUUGGAGAUGCAUCAGAUGCCCAUCCCGGCAUGCCGCAAUUUGCUGAACAGGGUUCUGUUGAAGUAGCUGCUGUAGAAAUGUCAGCCCACCCCUCAACAUCAGAUCAGGAAGAACCAACAAGUGAUGAUGAUGUACCUUAUUUUUCUGACAUUGAAGCUAUGAUACUUGACAUGGACUUGGAUCCACCUGAUCAAGACUCUUAUACCGCAACACAAUUGAUAAGGUAUCACCCCGAAGACAGUAAAAAGACAAUUAUAAGGUUGGAACAGUGUGCACUCUCUUCUAUGCAUAGAGCGAUGUCAUCUCAAGGGGCGUUUGCCAUCUUGUAUGGCCGUCAUCUUAGGUACUUCAUCAAGAAAACGAAGGUGAUACUGGGAAGAUCUACAGAUGACAUUGAUGUUGAUGUUGAUUUGCGAAAAGAAGGCAAUGCAAACAAAAUAUCUAGACGUCAAGCAAUUAUCAGGAUGGAACCAGAUGGAUCAUUCUUUUUGAGGAAUAUUGGGAAGAGCUCAAUAACAGUGAACGGCAAGACAGUUGAUAAUGGAAAAAUGCAGCUACUAAGCUCUAGUUGUCUGAUUGAGAUCAAAGGAAUGAGCUUUGUAUUUGAGAUGAACAGAAAGUAUGUGCAGCGGCACUUGGACACACAGAAAGACAAAGCAAAGUUUGGCAAGUUUGAUUGGUCAUCUGAAGGGUAGGGUCUUGAAAGCAGAUGACAACCCAUUGAAACUUAAAAGGUAGCCCCUCCUGUUUAAUUGCUUUUAAUUAGUUACAUAGCUUCCCUGGUGGAUGACUUUUAUAUCCUUUGCCCGAAUUAAAUCUCCUUUGCCCCUACAACAGGAUGUGUACAUAUAUGAUUCUUAGCAACGAGUGUUUAACUAGAAAUUUAGAAUUAGAAUCCAUCAAUAUAUAAACACUAUACACAAGGCCUUUGUCUAUCCCCCCAUCUGGCUCAAUCAUAUCAAAUAAUUUUAAAAUUUGAUCCAUCUCUACUUUCGUUUUCAUUUCGUUUUUCUUUUUUCAUUUGUCGGCGAGAUGGCUAUGGUCAGAAGAGGAGAUCGGAAGGUCCUUCUAGUCAUUGUUAGAUUUGUAUAUGAACGGAUAAAUAUACCUUGUGUUAUAGCAACUGUUUAAAAAAUAGUGUCAAAUACUGAGUUUGACUUUCUGGUGAAGAGAUUCAGCUUGUAACUACUAUAUACUCUGUAGUUAAUGAUAGUGGAAGACAGUAUCCAAACUAAUAGACCGCCCCUGGUCGGUACCUACUUGUAGACAUUUUUUGGGGGCUACAGUUGGUUCUACGUAAGUACAUAUCUAUGCAAUCUAUUAAGGUGAAUGUUUUCUAUUGUGUGAUGUAUUUUAUAUUUUUAUGCUCAAUAUGUAAUAGUUAGUGCCGUUCCAUAUGUUCUUAAACAUUCCUUUUGAAUAUAGUGAACUUGUGCAUUCGGAAAAUUAUACCGUACAACCGGAGAGUACCAUGCUCAAUGUGCUUUGCAUGCAUCCGAUAUACUUAUUGGAUUGUUUUGAUUACACAAUAACGAUUGGAUGAGUGGUGUGAGGUUUACGCAUGUCUUCGGGAUGUGCUGGGUUCUCUACUUCUAUUUCUGCCAACAAAUUAUUUUUCAUGCAUCUUUUGACUGGUAUGUAGACUAAUACGGUGGUGUGUAAUAUCUCUAAUAUAUUUGUAAACAAAUCUAAUUUGUGGUACCGAAUAAAACGAUCUCAACUUUGUUUGAAUGGAAUUGUGGAAAGGUGGGAAUGGUUUGUGAGGAUGUUUUCUUUUGGAUUGUUUUCAGUCCCAGACCAGUUCAGAUUAGACUAGACCUUAUCAGACCAGACUUGACUUCCGUAGUUAUAAAAUACACAGAGACCAUACGUUUACUAGACAAUACCAGACCAGCAAAUUUCAGUCCAAAAGAAAACAUCCUGACACUGUCAUACUGUGACACACAUGUGGAUAAAUCUAAUUUGUAUUGUAAACUAUCUACUUGUAUUGUAAAUGGAUCUUGCUGAGGUUUCAGUGUUUGAAAAUGAAAUUUUGCGUGAAUUCGUCCUUGAGAAAUUUAAAUAGAGUACACAAAGCAAUAUGAAAUCAGGACUAAAAAUACAACUUUCAAGCUUUAGUCUCAAGAGUCUGAAGUAAGUUAACACAAUCAACAUAUGAAAUCAGAACUAAAAAGAUAGAAGAAAAAUUCACAUAAAUAAUCUCAAGUUUCUCAAUAACUGGUGGGCUUCUCAGUUCUCAAUAUGAACUAUUAGUAAUUCCAAUAUAAUCUAGAAAAAAUUCACAUAAAUAAUCUGAACUAUUACCAGUCUUCUAAUAUUAAUCUCAAAUAUUGGUAAUUCCAUCAUAAUCCCAAGUAUGAGGGUCAUCUUCUCAAAACACACCCAUGACUAGGGUUCCGGGCUCGGGCCCUCCAUUUGGUGAACCGGCCCGGCCGGUUCGGGUCCGGUCCAGGCCGAAUUUACUUUUUUUUUUUCCUGAAUUUUUUUUAAGUUUUUGGGUUGGGCUGGG